Messenger RNA from Camarhynchus parvulus, 2657 nucleotides. RefSeq names its product intraflagellar transport 27 (gene IFT27). The transcript is spliced from 8 exons. The coding region runs from base 71 to 631 and encodes 186 amino acids. Lineage: Eukaryota; Metazoa; Chordata; Aves; Passeriformes; Thraupidae. Gene Ontology annotation, cellular component: Golgi apparatus. The record is from RefSeq and is a predicted model, not a curated record. Gene Ontology annotation, molecular function: GTPase activity; GTP binding.
CGCGGUUGCCAAGGCCUCGGCUCAGCGCGGGGGCGGUCCCGCCGCCGCCGUCCAGGCCCGGGCCGGCGCGAUGGUGAAGCUCUCUGCCAAGUGCCUGCUGGCAGGAGAUCCAGCUGUGGGUAAGAGUGCUUUAGCCCAGAUGUUUCGCAGUGAUGGGGCUCAUUUUCAGAAGAACUACACACUGACAGCGGGCAUAGAAUUGUUGGUGAAGGCUGUAUCAGUUCCAGAGACAAGUGAUAGUGUGGAAUUCUUCAUUUUUGACUCUGCAGGAAAAGAUCUAUUUUCUGAAAUGCUGGAGAAACUGUGGGAGCAACCCAACGUCGUGUGCCUUGUGUAUGAUGUCACUAAUGAGCAAUCCUUCAACAGCUGUAACAAAUGGUUGGAGAAGCUGAGGGCUCAAGCAGUUGGGAUGCACAUCCCAGGUGUCUUAGUGGGGAAUAAAACAGACCUAGCUGAUCGUCGAGUUGUGCAGCAGGAACAAGCACAGGAGUGGGCUGAGAAACAUGGCCUGGAAUACUGUGAGAUGUCAGUGAAGGAAAUGAAAAAUUUUGAGGCCCCUUUCCACAUCCUGGCAAAGUUAUUCCACCAGCUGUACAAAGAGAAAGUGGAAACUUUUCACUCACUAGCCUGACUGAAUCUGUUUCUUUCCUUCGGCGUGGCUCACUGUCCCUGCCUGGUGGGAGCUGUGUCGCGUCCAACCGCUGUCACUUGGUGACGCAGUGCCCUCUGCUGGUCCCAGGUCACAGGAGUUCUCCAGAGGCUGCCACCUCCCUUGAAGUGAGCAGGAAGGGCUUCCUGCAGGCACAUCCAAACUGGCUUAGCUGCAAAAUGGAGUGAAAUUGCAAGAAUACCUUUUCUAUUCUAAAGAUGAAUCUAAAACUUGCAAAAAGUUACCUUUUCUUCUUCAUGUCUUUAUCAUCUUACAUAUUGUUGUGUCAUUUUUGUCAGCUGAAUUUGGCAAUACUGUUCUGAUUAGGUUCAGCUCUCAAUCUCAAAAUCAGAGUCCUCUUAUUAAAGUCUCUUUGCUUGUCAUUGAAUUUCAGAUAAAAGACCACGGUUCUGAUGUUGCUAGUGGAAACAGAACUAAGGAAAUGAAAGACAGCCUGGCUAAGUUACUCUGACUCAGCUGUGUCUGGCUAGAAGUUUCAUAUUAGAAAGGGUAAAAGCCUAGAGAGAGUUGCUGUAUUGUGUGGAGUACUGAUGUUCCAUGUAUAGAGUCUUUGCUAAUGCAGUAUGCAAAAGCAUCUGUGAUAAGGUACUGCCUUGUAACUGAGCCUAACACCAAGAGUUUCAAAAAUUUAACCAUUAUCUUCCCGAUUAUAGUAGACUCCCUUGGGCAAGAGAAGCUGAGUUUUGUAGAGACUGAGCACUGAGUGAUUUUUCAGGCAGCCUUUUCAGGAAUCUGUGUUUCAAGACUUCUAUAUGUGUGGUUUAUAAACAUUUUUAUGCCCAGUGCUAGGAAAAGUACAUUAAAUUGAACGUAAGAAAUAUGGCUGCAGAUGUUGUAGCAGACUUUAUGAAGCACUUCAAGAAUCUGGAGAAGCAGUGGCCUCAUUUCACUGGCAACAGUGUGUUGAUGCUGAGAACUCACUAGGGAGCAUGAAUACCAGUUAAAGAGGAUGAGUAGCAGCUCAAUCUAUAAGAAGGAAAAACAAGAGGUUCUUUUGCUAAACGCCAAUGCAAAAAUGGCAGAAGAAUCUGGGAAAGCUCCUGCUUUCUCCAAAGAAGGAAGGAAUUCUCUAUGAACUUAGGGUAACUAGAAGACUCACUCUCUUUGAACCAGAUUAGCAUUACUAGCAUUUGUAUCUAGCACGGGUUUUCUUGUUAAUCCUGGGUGUUUUUUGUUGAUUUACAUAGGCCUUAUAGACUCUUGCUUGCAGGUGCUGGUAUCUGCACCUUUUAUUCUUACUCUGACUAGUAAGAAUAAAAGCUAUUUUGGAUGCUGUGCUGAUCCAGUUAAAGAACUAAAGAAGGUUUGUUUUUAUUUGGUAUCUCAUUUCCCUCUGAUUCUAUUGACAAUGUGAUCACAAAACAAGACACGUAUUUUUUCAUAUUGAAAAUAACAUACUAGACGUGUAUGUCACCUGUGACAUGGUGUAUCUAGGGGGAAGAAUGCCUUGGGAAUAGGUAAUAAAAUGAAUUUUGUGCAAUCUUUAACCAGGGAGUCUAUCUCUCUGCACCUGAAGGACCUCCCAUAACUUCAAAUAAACACUCUAAAUGCACCUGUAAGAUGAAGAUUGGUGAAUGCUGUUUUAUAAAAUAAAUGCAAAGGCUGGAGGAGCUCAUUAAGGGAAUGCUUGCAGUGGUGAUUUGUGAUUUAUAGGGAAGCUGCUUUUGAGAAGUUAGUGAAGAAAAAUGCAGCCCAUGCAGGGAAAGAUAUAUUGCCUGAGAGAGGAAAUGUAUGAUCUAAUUAGCUAACAGUAGGAAUUCACCCACUGCCCCUUUCCCUCUUCCACAGGCCGCAACCACAAUUAGAAAAGAAGUCAUGUCUAAAGCAUGUUGUCCAACUUGCUUUUUACAGGACUAUUUCAAGCACUAGUGUGGACACAGUUUAAUGUCCUUCAAAAUAGUGUGUUUGACAAUAACAAUCUCAACCCUUUCAAAUCUAUUUUAACAGCAUAAUAUAUUGUCCUUCCUGGCUAAUGUGCUGUAUAAUA